Molecule: messenger RNA, 1489 nt
Organism: Tauraco erythrolophus (red-crested turaco)
Lineage: Eukaryota; Metazoa; Chordata; Aves; Musophagiformes; Musophagidae
Source: RefSeq, a predicted model, not a curated record
UUACGGCUUCUAGUACAAAACAGAACGUGAAUGGAUUCUUAGAUUUCUUGGAGAAGGGUUGCGUGAUAAACAUUGCUACGAGCUUUAUGACUACCAGAGGAUUUUCCAGGUCAUUCUUUCCUUUUUCAACAGUCCUUUGUGUGAUGAGGGAUCCCAGAGUCGUAUCCUGGAGAUACUGCAAAAUGCUGCCCAUGUCACCAGAGCUGCCUAUGAGCUGAUACAAGACCAUAGCCUCUUAACAUGGAUACUGCAAAUCCUGGAGAAAAGGUUUCUGGAAAACAAGCUGUUAAAUAAAAUUAUUUCCUUACUCCAUACUCUGUGGCUAACAAAUUUAGGAGGCAAGAGAGAAAGCAAGAAUCAAUCCCAGGAGAACAGGAAGUUUCUUCCUAUUCAGCUUGUAAAUGAAUUUCUGUAUAUUUUGAUCACAUUAAUCAAACACAUUCGGGCUAAUUUAGAUCUAGUCAAACUGACUCAGUUUUUCAGUACACUCCGUUCUGUGCUGGAGUAUCGUGCUAUAGUUGUUGAGGCCUUCAAAGAAAUGAGCCGCUUCACGGUGAAUGACAGCGUUCUCUCAAACAAAGACAUCCUGCUGCUGCUGCAUAAGUGGAGCGUCAUCGGAAAGGAUCUGCAACUGCAAGAGGAUGUGCAGACUCUUGCUCAGAAAUACCAAAUAAAAGAAUUGCUUAUUAAAGAAAAGAACAAAUCUCAAGCCUCAUCCCAUGCACAUCAUCGCAUUCAGAAAAAGAAUGAGAUAGAAAGAGAACACGACGGUGCUGCAGACCUGAAAGUCUCUGAGCUGGAGAAAUGCAGAGAUCAUCUGAAUUCCAUAUUUGCCCACUGGGAGCCUGUUUUCCCAGCAGUGCCUACCAGGCAUUCAGGGGACCCCUCCAUAUCUGCCGACCCUGCGGAUGAAACAGUCAGCCUUACCUGUGCGUCCACUUAUGUAGUAACUAAAUGGCUCCUGAAGUCCAUGGUUGAGCACAGCCUCAACACGCAAAACGUUCCGUUAACUCUGCGGUGGCUGCAGAAUUGCAUCUUGCCACACCCAGUGGCAGUGCAGGAGAUGCUCAGGGAUGAGACACUGAGAAACAACAUCUUCAAGUUUUACACCCGGAUCUGUGAGGCCAGCAGCGGGACAGCUGGACUCUUUAAAGAGCUCUGUUUGUUCAGCUCGAUCAUGCUUGACCUAAUGGAUGCUCAGGGCCUGACCAACAACAGCUUUCAUGAACUUGUGAAAACCUUGUGCCUGUCAGCAACGACAGAAGAGGAUGCAAACAAGAAAGCUGUUUGCAUAUUCCUGACUUCUGUUUACAUUGGGGACAUAUGGCUUGGAGCGCAGGAGCUAGAUAUGUUAAUAACCCAUGCCAAAUUGAUCUGCAGUAGUAUAGAUGAUAAAUUAAAAGGUGAUGACUUGGAAGCUCAUAAACAAGGAGAAGAAAUUAUUAUGCCUCUGUGCAAAACCCUUUACUUGGCUACGUUGGGGCAUUAA